Sardina pilchardus (European sardine) is the source of this 4959-nucleotide messenger RNA. RefSeq names its product AT-hook transcription factor (gene akna). Gene Ontology annotation, cellular component: centrosome. Lineage: Eukaryota; Metazoa; Chordata; Actinopteri; Clupeiformes; Clupeidae. Gene Ontology annotation, biological process: epithelial to mesenchymal transition; neuroblast delamination; neuroblast division in subventricular zone. The coding region runs from base 442 to 4959 and encodes 1505 amino acids. The record is from RefSeq and is a predicted model, not a curated record. The transcript has 22 exons.
GAAAACUGCUAGUGUUGGCAAGAACAAGAAGUCAAGCAAAAAGUAGACUGCGCUUCAAGACAAAGCUACGACGGUGCCCAUACGUAGGCUACCUUACGGGAGGAAAUCCCAGCUCCUGCGGAAGAAGUGGCUCUUGCAAACGCAGCCAGGACACGAGCGAAGUGGUAAUAAGUUGAGGCGAGCACCUGCUUGGAGGGGUCCAUAUCACAGCUAGAGGUGCCCUCAGGCCCUGCUGGUUUGAGUGGGCAUUGGAGUGGACGUUACCCAACUUGACCCCUCAAGCCUAAUCGGGGAGCUCUUCCAGCCAUGAUUCUUCCUGUUUCCCCGAGUCCUGGGGCCCUAUAUGGCAGCGGGACUAUGAGAGGACAGGGGGUUAGACAAAUGAGGUAAGGAAGAGUGGGGGAACCUGUUAAAAGAGAGAGAGAGAGAGAAAGAAAGAGAAUGGAGAGGAGAGAGCAGAGCAUCUCUGCUGGGGAGCUGGAAUGGACCCUGACCCCAGAGCCCGCCUCUCCUGCCAGCCCUGGGGGGUCGGAGGCCGAGCAGAGCUGGGAGGGAGGCGGAGGAGAGGAGGAGGACGAGUUCCAGAGCCAGAUGGAUGAGCGGGGGAUCAUCGGCCUGGUGGAGACCCAGGGCGAAGAGCUGAUGUUGGGGUUGGGAGAGGAGCUGGGUCCAGACGAGGAUGGCUUUGGCUCACCCCCCUACUUUGAGAGGGGAUCCCAGGGAGAAGGGCAAGAGUGGGGUCUGGCUGAAGAAGAGGAGCAGGGUUUUGGAGAGGAAGAGGAGUGGGAUGAUGAAGAGGAUGAGGAGCAGGAACAGAGCGGCGUUUGGAAUACGGGGACACCCGAACCACACGAGGGUGUCCCCAUGACUCUGCAGGAUCUGAGCUUUAAUCUGAGCGAGCUCCUCGACUCUGACCCUGCUGGAGAGGACACAAGCACUCCCUCUCAGCGUGAGUUAAUUGAGGAUCAUUCUCUGGGGGGGCAGGACAGUGUGACUUUGCAGGAGGGCUGGACUGAGGAUGAGAGAUGGCAUAGAGCGGGAGGUGGAGGUGAAGGUGACGUGAAUAGGGCGACUCAGAACCGGAACCGGAACAGGACUGUCUCACAGAGAAGCAGUCAGUUGGAAACGACUGAGGAUGAACUAGCUGAAUCUGAGUGGGAGGAGUUCCAGAAUGGCCCAGCCUCUCAGGUCAGAGCAAGGAACUCUGGGUCGAGACGAGCCCACUGUGACUCUGAACAUAGGACUGGAUCUAGCAGACCGGAAAGUUCUGAAGGAGAGAGCAUGAAGAUAGACCAGCUAGGUGAGCCAUCUGGUUAUCAUCUGACACCAACACCCUCCCCCAGGAGAGGUCCACUUGAUUUUCAGGAAAAUCCUCAGCCUUCCCGUUCAGUCUGCAAGUCUGAACUCAGGCAUGGACACAAGAACAACUUAGAACUAGAACCAGGUCUCAGUUCAUCACUUCUACCUAGAGAUCUUGCACUUCCAACAGACUCCUAUGAGGAAAUCAAACGUUCCAUUCAGGGAAGCCCGGAGUCUUCAGAUGCAACAUUUUCUAAGGCUGAACUCAGGGACUCACCAUCCAGAUCAUCUUCUAGCAGGUCAACUCAUCAUAAGAGCCGAAAGAACAGGUCUCCAAAGCCAGACCUUCAUGCUGGAGGGGAGACGGAGGGGCAUUACCCACAAGCCUUUGGGGACUUGAAAGGUCCACAGAAUGUUGUAAAUAACACAGCUGGUUUCACAAGGCACUCUACUUUCCACACCCCACCUCCUUCACCUCACCCUGUUCCUCAUAAAGUUCCACAGAUCUCUCCUCCUUCCCACCUCCUGCACCUGUCCAUGGGGGAUCCUUUAGACUUCCCUGGGAUUCAGGAGGAGAAGUUUCCAGAAGCUUCCUGCACAGAGAGCCUCCCAGACUCUAGUGUGUGUCCUCCUCGACCAACUCCAUCUCCUCGAAGAAACCAGCAUUAUUCUCAGGAAAGCCCACAACCCUCAGCUCCUUCGCCCUCUAGGGCUGGACACAGGAGGUCACCUUCCAGGUCCUCUCCAGACAGGACUCAUCACAGUCAUCUUAGGAGCCCAAAGACCAGCAAGAUUGAGAGGAGGAGGGCCAGUGCUGCUGCUUUCAGCCCAAGCCCUGCUGCUAGCCACACAGAUGUUAGGCGAGGGAAGCUCAGCCACCCCUCCCCCGACUUCUCCAAAGUCCAGCCUCGGGUCCACUUCCCCAAGACGGGCUACAGACCCCCCAAGAGCAAGCAUGCCGCCCAGCAGGAGAACGCGCCUCCGGAGCCCCUGAUGGUGUUCAAGUCUCCGGCGGAGAUCGUCCGCGAGGUGCUCCUGAGCAGCAGCGAGGACCCGCAGGAGUCUCCGGGCCCCGACGAGGGCGGGCCCCACGGACCCCACGGGCCCCUCAACCGCACGGUGCCCGAGGGCUUCCGGGAUCCUCAGCAGGCCACCGCUCUGAUGCACCAGCUGCAGGAGGAUUACAAAAGACUGCUGACAAAAUAUGCUGCGGCAGAAAAUACUAUUGACAGACUGCGCUUGGAGGCCAAGGUUGGCCUGUACUCUGAUCCGCCCAAGUCAAGCCACUCCGUCCAAUCGGGGUCUGUGAGGGAGGGGUCAAAGGUCAUGACCCUCAGCUUUCCUCAGGCUCAGAGGGCUGAGCUGGAUGCACCUCAGCAGACUCUCCAAAGGUCAAACUCAGAUCAUGCAGCCGUGUCCCCAGUCCGGCCCUCCUCUGUGGACUCGGCCUCGUCCAGACAGAGGGGUCUGCGCGCCAUCGAGCAGCUCACCACAGCCCUGCUCUCUCAGGUCCAGAGGUUCCACCUGCAGCUUGACACAUUUGAAGAGCUGCUGAGAAGAGGUCAACUGAAAGCACAUGAGCAGAUGAAGGGCCUGUGUGAGCUGGCUCAGGGCCAGGAGGCUCUGGAGAGGGCGUACCUCGCCGCACGAGAGGAGCACAAGCUCCUACAGCAGACAGGAAGCAAGCUCACACCUUUUGACCCAAACAGGGACCUUGAGGGACAGAUCUUCCAGUCAGGGAUGCGAUUGGACGAGCUGAAGGAGUGGGUGGAGCAAACCCAGCAGUCCUCGCCCAUGUCCGAGCCUCGGCCCUCUCCACGCCCGAUCUCCCUGAGCCCGAGGGACAGCGACACGCUGCCACGCCCACAGGAUCCAGUGUGUCCUGUGGGUGUAGGAGAUCAGAUGACCAUCAGGGUGGAGGUGAGCUCAGUGAGCGGCGCGAGCGAGGGAGAAGUCGACAUGGAGGAAGAGGAGUAUGAGGACGAAGAGGAGGCCCUGCCCUCUCUCCUCCUCCGCCCCCUCCAACAGAAGCACCAGUGCGUGGAGCGGGACUUCAGCAAUCUGCUGGGCCAUUAUCAGAGUGUGAAGGAGCUGCCGCAGGUUCUGGACGUGGCAUCCGGCCCCAACUGGCACAGCACGCCCGACCCAGAUGCCCCUCCUCUCCCAGGGCAUGAUGGGAUGGAGGCGAGACCACGCUGGCCUAGUGACAGUGAGCCAGGCCAGAGCUGCCCACCUCAGCAGGGGUCCCUCCCUACUCUGGAGCCUUCCUCGGGGCCCGGUGGUGAGUCUCAGCGCAGCAGCCUGGCGGAGCUCCAUCUGGGGGGAGCCCCCCUGGAGCGCUGCUCCUCCUACCCUGGAGCUCAGGACCUCUCCAGCCCCAGCAGGGCCUCGGGGAGCAGGAGGUCGGGCAGCAGCAGCCUCUACAGCCUGGGCGACGGGAUGGCCACUGCCACCACACCACUGAACAAGAGAUCGUACAAGGCACAGGCUAGAAAUGCUAGAGCGCCCUCUCAGGAUGGUCUUCUGUCCCCGGAGACUGACAGUGGCUUUGUGGGCUCCGAGAGCCGCCUCACUCCUGCACUUCACAGUCCUCUCCAGCAGGGGGAGAAGGCGAGGACAACUCCGCUUGAGGAAACCGAGGAGACUGAGAGUCCCGUGACGGUCACUGACUCAGGGCGACCUCCCUCCCGUCAGCCCCAGCUGAGGCCUCCCUCUCUGGCUCGCGCCUCCCGGGGGAGCGCAGGCUCGACCAGGUCAGCUGGAAGAGCCGCCACACCUCCUCAGAGGAGGGCAGGAGGAGGUGGAGGGGGAGGAGGAGGAGGAGGAGAGAGGAGGCACUGCUCCCCCCAGUGCUGGACGAGGGAGCCACUACAGGCCUGGACCAGCAGCGGGGGCAGUGAGACCCACUCCCUGUCAGGACAGGAGGAGAAGGAACAGAACAGCCCGUACUCCCGCCGAGCGACCAACCAGCCGCCGGCACAACGGCGAAACUCCUCCCUGUCUGCGCCCUAUCGCCAUGGCGACCACCUCAAAGCCCAAAGUUCUGUCCAGCUGACCAAUCAGUGUGAGGCCCUCCAGUCCUUGCAGGUGGAGGUGAACAGACUGAAGGAGUGUUUGGAGGGGACUCUGUGUGUGCCCCUCUCCCCCAGCUCUGAGCCAGCCUCUCCGCACAGUCCACCUGCACACAGCACACCUUACAGGCCAUCUAAGCGGAACAGCAGAAGAGCGGAGGAUGGAGAGAGCAGCAGAAUGACUGAAGAGGAGGAGGAGGAGGAGGAGGAGGAGGAAGAAGUGGUGGUGGAGAGGAGGACCCAGAGGCCCCGAUCAAUGUCUGUGCCCCGCCCUCGGCUAGAGAGCCAGCGCCUUGGGCCAUCUGUUGUGCCCGAAGACGUUGUUGAUGCCAACCAGCGGAGGAAUCUGGGCACUGGGCACUACCACGGCUGUGCCUCAAAGCACCGUGCCAGUCCGGGCACAGCUCAGCCAGGUCCGGGGAGGAGCGGCAGUGGGAAGCGUCUCAGUCGCUCGGCCUCCCGUUGCCGACCGCAACGCACAUCCUCAGAGACCAGACGAAGCACCGCUGUUCAGACCGGUCAGUCAGAGUCCACACACAGACACUAUACAGGAGCCUUCAGCCGUCAUUUUGAGUGGACAAAACGUUAA